AGAAAGAAACUAAAAAAAAAAAACUGUGGAGUGGGAACGCUCUCACUUCUGCGGAGCAACUUCCCGGAAGUUGCCUUCCCAGAGUGAAAGCAUUGACCAGAAGCUCGUUGAAGCCUUUUCUCUCAAGCUUGCCGGUUUCACUCAGCUCAUCUGCUUGGAAGAUUUUUUAACCUGUGCUGAGUUUCAAUGAUCUGCUAGCUUGUUGGAAAUCUUUCCGUUGGUGAUCGCCCCCAUCUCUGGGAGAUCCACUUGCCCUGCCUCCGCGGAAAUGGAACAAGGAGUAGGGAUAAAUAUCUGAAGUUUGGCGUUGUGACGCAUCCGAGCUUCAGCAGGGCAGUCUGGUUAUUUCAAAGUCCAUGUGGAACCUGAAUUUACCUAGAAGUUGGACAAUUCUAAGAUAUUGCAACUGAACCAACCCUCACCAUCGAAAAGGGCAAGUUCAGUACUGCAUCCAGCCUGGUUGUGCUAGUACUAAUGUCUUUCCACGUCCGAAAUUCCUGCAUAUUCAGUUGUCUCGAUGUUUAUUUGUAGAUACUAUAACCUUCAAUGGUUGGAGGCUUGUCGACAUUGUCGCUCAGGUAGUGUGUCCGGAUAUCAUCAGUUGAAGGGUGCAUGCUGAAGGUGAGGAAAGGUCUACCCAGUCACUGAUGGAUGGGAAUGGAACAGGGAUGAGAGGGGACUAAUAGCAGUGGAGUCGUUUUUCAUCGUUUGAUUCAUCCGUUUCUCUGGGGAAUGCAGCUCCAGAAUAACUUGGAACUUUUUAGUCAAUCAGUUCUGAGAUCAUGGAGAUUGGAAUAACCCUUUUUUGAAGAUAUUUCUCUGUCUUUGGGUUUAAGAGAAGUUAGCAGAGCUUUCCCUCAUUGCAGCUCUGCUACUGAUAGUCUUCAUUCAUCAGCAGUAGACCGGUGAAGUUGCCUGAGGGUCAGUAGCUGGCAGAGGUAAGCCAUGGGACAAGUUUUGGGAUCACGCUGAAGUCAUGCCGAAUGAAGCUGCCUGAGGUUCAGUAGCUGGCAUGGGUAAGCCCAGGGAUAAGUUCUGGGAUUAUGCUGAAGUCAUACCAAAUGAAGGUGAAGGUAAAGAUAAAGGGACUCGUUGGAAGUGUAAGUUCUGCAACAAAAAAUAUUCCGGGGGUGCUUCUAGGAUAAAGGCGCAUUUGGCUAAGGUUGAUCGUGAAGGAAUUAAAGUUUGCGAAGCAGUUGAUGAAGCUACAACUAAGGAGGCCCUUGAAGCGCUGGAUUCGAAUAAAAGGCCUAAAAAGAAAAAAAGACCAGAUUAUUUAACCGAUUCAACUCCGAUGAACCCACAGGAGGCAGAUUUGCAAAGUACUCUGCCAGUUCUUGGCCAGAGGAACCUCAAUGGACAAUUGCAGAGGAGACCUGAUGAAAUUCAAAGAGUCGAAUUUUCCGGGGAAAAUGAGUCGAUAGAUCUGGCUAACAUCCCGACUCGCUCUGACUUUGGGGAAUCCACUGUGGGUGCAAUGAUGCAAGAAUUCGAGAAUGAAAUACAGGUAGAAGGUCCAUCGGAUGCUCAAGGAUACGUCAAUGACUGGUCGGGUCGAGAACGGAUGUUAGCGCCCAAAUUAGUGGGUCGAGACCGGAUUGUGGAUGAGCUCUGGGGUUACUUAACGACAAAUGAUAUAUUACGCAUCGGAGUCUAUGGGAUGGGGGGAGUGGGGAAAACCACAACCAUGAAACACCUCUAUAAUAAAGUGCAUGGCAGUGCUGCCUUUGAGAAUGUAUUCUGGAUCACGGUGUCAAAAGACUGCAGUAUCCACGAGCUUCAAAAUAAGAUUGCCAGAGCCCUCAAGGUUCCUGACCUUUUCAAGGAUGUUGACGAAGGGAUGAGACCAACAUUGUUGUGCAACUAUUUGAGCAAGAAAAAGAAGUGUCUAAUUAUUUUAGAUGAUAUGUGGCGGCAUUUUGAGCUUGCAGACGUUGGAAUUCCAGUCAAAAGAGAUGGUGUUCAGCUGGUCUUAACAACACGAUAUCGUGAUGUUUGCGAAAAGAUGUUGUGUGAAGCGAAAAUUGGAGUUCGACCUCUAUCUGAUGAAGAAGCAUGGGCAUUAUUUGUACAGACACUUGAUUCUGAUCUACCUCCUAGUCGGAAACUUGUUGCUGAGCAUAUUGUUAAGGAGUGCAAAGGCUUGCCGUUAGCUAUUGUUGUUAUGGCGGGAAGCAUGAGGGGAGAGGUCGAGGAUCAUGUGUGGGAUGCCACGCUGGAAAAUUUAAAACGACCAGGAGUUCUGGAACAGAGUAUGAAAGAAAGUGUUUUCCCGAUUCUGGUGCACAGUUACAACCGCUUGGAUAGGAAGAAACAACUAUGUUUUUUAACGUGUGCUCUAUAUCCUGAAGAUAGGAAAAUCUCUAGACAAGAACUGAUAGAACUUUGUAUUGAUGAGGGGGUGAUUUAUGAAGAUAGGAGGCGGAAGAUGUAUAACGAAGGGCACAGAUUGUUAGAUGAACUUGAAAAGUCAUGCCUCUUGGAGGCAUGUAGUGAUGGCAAUGGCAGCAAAGCAGUUAGGAUACAUGAUGUGAUUCGGGAUAUGGCACUGCACAUCAUGAACGCGAACAAUCCCCCCUGCAUGGUGAAAUCUGGCUUGGGUUUGGAAGAUGUGCCGGAUGAUGAGGAGUGGUUGCUUAAUCUUCAGAAGGUCUCCUUGAUGAGCAAUGGCAUAGAAGCAGUUCCACCCUCCAUAUCACCAAACUGUCCUCAACUUGCAACUUUGUUGUUGAGUGACUGCAAGAGAUUGCAUAAAAUCUCAAAACGUUUCUUUCGGCGGAUGCAGGGGUUGAAGGUUAUUGAUUUGAGAUAUACUAGUAUCACAAAAGUGCCAAAAUCUGUCAUGAGCUUGAAAAAGUUGAGAGCACUAGUACUCAAAUGCUGCUUUCAAUUAUCUCGUAUUCCGUCCUUGGCGAAGUUGACCUCGUUAGGGAAGUUGGACAUCGAAGGGUGUAGAAAGAUAAAAGAAGUACCGGAUGGUUUGGGGAUGUUGGUUAAUCUUACAUAUCUUGGCAUACAUGUCUCGGGAAUUGAGAGGAUUCCAGAUGGAGUAGUCUGUAAGUUAAAGAAGCUACAACACCUUAGAGCGGAUUAUGUUACAGUGAAGGGAGGAGAAGUUGGAAAAUUGAGGAAGUUGGAGGUACUCCGAUGUCGUUUUGAAAACGUGAAUGAGCUGAAUGAGUACACACGGCAUGCGACAACUAUAGAGUCAUACAUUCUCGUCAUAGGAGGUCAUCCAAAUUGCUCCUAUGCUCUUAAUAGUGGAAAAGUUGUUAUUAUGGAUGACGUAGAGAUAAGAGAAACUUGUCAAUUCCCAAGAGACGUGAAGUUUUUGUGGAUUCUACGCGUGAGGACGUGGAAUAUAUCCAGUUUUACGGGACUUGAAGAACUGGAGGUGCUAAGAACUGAAGAACUUCUAGAAGAGCCAGAGGGACAGCAGGAGGAACGAACUUCUCCACCACCACCAGGAGACCACUGCCCCAAUCUCAAGGUGCUACAGAUCCUUGAUUGUCCAAAAUUGAAGCAUUUGUUGGUGUCCAGACACCACUGCUAUCUGCACCUUAAGAAACUAGAAAAGCUCGAGAUAUACCACUGCGAGGAGCUGGAGAGUAUGAUAGGAGCAGCAACAGACGAAGAAGAAUCACUGACAUCAUCAACACCACCACUGCCACCCGACGCUUUCUCCCAACUCCAAUCUAUUAAAAUAGCCGGUUGUCCAAAGAUGAAGGAUAUGGUGGGGCCAAAAUCGCUUCCUGUUCUUAGGAAAAUAGAAUUAAGUGGAUGUGCUAAGAUGAAGAGGGUGCUAACUCUUGAGUCAUUCAUGCUCCUCCCCAACCUAGAAAAGCUCGAGAUAGACCGCUGCGAGGAGCUGGAGAGUAUAAUAGACGAAGAAGAAUCACUGACAUCAUCAACAUCACCACUGCCACCCGACGCUUUCUCCCAACUCCAAUUAAUAAAAUUACGUUGGUGUCAUAAGAUGAAGAGGGUGCUAACUCCUGAGUUAUUCACGCUCCUCCCCAACCUCCAGACUAUCAUUGUUGUUGGUUGCAAAGAGAUGAAGGAGGUUAUAGGCGGCCAAGAAUUAGACCACGGAGCCACCAGCAGCUUGUUCUUGUCCCCCAUUCCAGCAGCAUCUCCCGGUGAUCAAUUAAGUACAAGAAAGCUGACCUUGAAGUUGGACGACCUUGAGGAGCUGGAGAGCAUAUGCAGUUGGACCGGACUUCGGGAUCUCAUACAUGUUAUUCAGAUAAGUAGAUGUCCAGAGCUGAAGAGGAUUGAAAUGCUAGAUGAUGCGUCCCCUCCCCCUUCUCUUAAGGAGAUAGUACUAUGGGUAGGAGGGGAUGGAAAUAGAGCAAAACAAUGGUGGGAAUCUCUGGAGUGGGAACACCCUGAUGCCAAGAAUAUCCUUGAACCCUAUGUGUUUGUUGAUACGCCACACAGGAAAAAAAUUCCUUUACGAGAAUGCCGGCCGUAAUCGGCAGAAGGAUUAGGGAGGGAGGGAUGGACCCAAACUGUGCUCAGAGGAAGUAAUGAUACACGUCAAGGGAGGUGGAUUCAUUCAAGGGGGAACAAUGAGUAGCAUUGGAUUGCACCAUGAGAUUCCUUAUUAAGCUUGCUGCUGCUGUGGGAGAUUGCGGGAUUGUGGAUAGCUUAAAAGACGGGGAAGUCGGAGAUAGUGAACUGCUGCUUCUGUGAUUGUUGCUAAGGAGAUUCUGAAAAUUUUGCUCUUUGAAUUAUCAACAUUUGCUAUGAAGAACUUCUAUAAUAUGUGCGUGUCUGCCUGCUCUGCUAAAUAUUCUUCAGAUACUAGAAAAUCAACUAUCGGUGAAUGUCAAAUGUGUCAUUUGUGGAUGUGGUGAACUCUGCUGAAUCAAUUUAUUGUUCUUAUAGUU
Molecule: messenger RNA, 4892 nt
Organism: Punica granatum (pomegranate)
Lineage: Eukaryota; Viridiplantae; Streptophyta; Magnoliopsida; Myrtales; Lythraceae
Source: RefSeq, a predicted model, not a curated record